AUGAACGGCAAGCCCAUGUUCAAUGAAAUUGGCGAAGUCUCUUAUGCACGUGCCAGUGGUCCAGGUGGUCAGAAUGUGAACAAAGUUAACUCCAAGGCUCAACUACGUGUCUCACUAGACCAGCUCCUCCCUCUACUGCCUUCCGUCCUACACGAUGGCAUCCGUAAAUCGCCUCAUUAUGCUGCCAGAACGAACUCUUUACUCAUACAAUCCGAUGAGAGUCGGAAGCAGCUAGCCAACAAGGAGACUUGCUAUAGUAAGCUUCAGUCGCUGGUCGAGGAGGUAUACCAAAAGAGCGUACCAGGCGAGACGUCAGCUGAACAGCACGAGCACGUCAAGAAACUCCAGAAAGCCGACAAUGAGAACCGUCUGAAAAAGAAAAAGAUCCAUUCCAGCAAAAAGGCUGCACGUAAAGGUGGUGGAGAUGACUGA
Messenger RNA from Lithohypha guttulata, 432 nucleotides. RefSeq lists its product as uncharacterized. Bases 1 to 432 code for a protein of 143 amino acids. The transcript has 2 exons. Gene Ontology annotation, molecular function: translation release factor activity, codon nonspecific; peptidyl-tRNA hydrolase activity. Gene Ontology annotation, biological process: mitochondrial translational termination. Lineage: Eukaryota; Fungi; Ascomycota; Eurotiomycetes; Chaetothyriales; Trichomeriaceae. The record is from RefSeq and is a predicted model, not a curated record. Gene Ontology annotation, cellular component: mitochondrial large ribosomal subunit.